Messenger RNA from Lymnaea stagnalis (great pond snail), 1784 nucleotides. The record is from the annotation of a GenBank genome assembly. Lineage: Eukaryota; Metazoa; Mollusca; Gastropoda; Lymnaeidae.
CUUUUUGGAAGCUUAUGAAAAAGCCUUAGAAGCUGAAGAAAUGUUGAAAAAGAUUGCCAAACAACAUGACUUUCGGCUUCGUGUGCUGAAUUCCUUGGUCCAUUACAGAAUAAUUAUCAGACAAUUACAUCUGACGACAGCUGAAACAACAACGGCUCGAUUUGUGAAGUCUGCUGAAGAUUUUGUUGAUUGCAUGUUAGAACUUGUAAGCAGUAUACAACUGACUGAUGAUGGCCACCAUUAUGUGAUGACAGCAUACGAACAUGCAAUGCUUUUAAAUUGGGGGAACUCUCGAGAAAAGUUUAAGCAGUACAAAAAUGAAUACUUGGUAUUUGUUUCAGCGAACGGUUGGGUUCGAGAUUUGAUGUUUUCUGAAAAAGAUGAACUUGCUUUGGCCUCCAAACACAAAAGUGUUUACUUUUACAUCAGAAAUACAGAAUAUAAAGAUCUUGAUCUUGAAACAUUCAUCAGUUAUAUGACACAUGCAUGUCCACAUUGUCAAGAGGUCAACCAGGUUUAUAGUGCAAACAUGUGGCAAGAGGAGGUGAGAUAUUUAAUACAUCAACGCCAGUAAAAUUAGUUUGCAGAGACAGGAAUUUUCCCCCACAAAAUUUGUAAGCCAGACAAAAUUCCUAAGAAUAUAUUAAUUUAGAGCUAAGACUUUGGAAAAUAUCUAAUAGAACCAAGACAUUGACAAUGAUUCUUUUAUUAUUUACAUCUGUUUUUAUUAUAAUUUCAUUGUCAUGCUGGGAAUGAAAUAUAGCAAUAUCAACAUUAUAGAAGUGAGCUAAAAUAGAAUCAUGUAAUGGGGAAGGAAAAAUUAUUAGUCACUUAACUUGUCUAUUUUUUAAAAAAAAAAGAUUCUUUGUGAAGUUUAUUUGCCAGAAUCCCAUAGCGGCCCACUUUUAGUUUAUCCAAUUCAUGUUGUUAUCUUGAUUCUAGAAGAGUUUACAAACAAAUAUAUUCGUGUUCAGGGUGUAGCUUGUAUUUAAAUCUUUGUUUCACCCGAAUCCUACCUAGAUUGACGCACCUAUAUCUUAUUUUGAUUAACACAAAUUGAUCUUACUAGCAUGAAACAUCGAUAUCUUGCCUAGAUUGCCACACUUCCAACACUGCCAUAAUUGGAUCUUACCUAGUUUGUAAAAAAAUCAACACACAACAAGAUUAAGCAAGUCAGCUAGUAUAAAGUCAAAAUUAAAUUCCCCAUCGCUCAUUCCCGCUUUAGGUGUGAGGGUAAAAAGUUUAUGCAUAGAGAUGAAAUGUCCAUAAUUUACUUUGAGGAUUUCUAACUAAAUUUAUUUUUUGAGAUACACUGGAUCUCCAAUAAUAUCUUGUUACAUACUUGUUCUGCCAUACAUGAAGCUAAUGUGUUGACAUGUGAAGACUUAACAGUCGUGAAUAGAAGGAUCUUGUUUGUCAAUAUUUGAUCAAAUAACCUGUCUCUCUCUCUCUCCCCCCCCCCAAGAAACAGCAAAUGAAUGAACUUAACAUCUUGUUAGAUUAGAGAAGUGAAAUUGAAAAUUGUGAUUACUCCAGGGCAAGUGUUGUACCACAAGUGCUGUACCAAGUGUUUUACCAAGAAAUUUAGGGUGAUAAAGACAACAGGGCAAAAUCAAAAUGCAAGGGUGCAUUUUGGUGCAUAUUUGAAUUUGUUGUAUCUUUCAGACACUUUUGAGGGGACAUUUCAAACUUUCCGGUGGGUAGUACCAACAUUGUUAUAAUAAAAAAGGGGUGUACCGAGUGUUGCACCAAGCUUUGUACCAAGUAAUGUAUCAAGUGUCGUA